Molecule: messenger RNA, 924 nt
Organism: Diaporthe citri
Lineage: Eukaryota; Fungi; Ascomycota; Sordariomycetes; Diaporthales; Diaporthaceae
Exons: 1
Coding region: 1-924 (307 amino acids)
Molecular function (GO): oxidoreductase activity
Source: RefSeq, a predicted model, not a curated record
AUGGCGCGACUUCAACAGUACAUCGAGCGCGUAAAUAGUGGUCUUGUCAAUGCAAAGGCAGAGCCCAAGUUCACAGAGAAGACACCAGUGGCAGCCCACUUGGACGGAGACAAUGGAUUCGGAUUCAUAGUCGCAACCAAGGCCAUGGAGAGUGUCAUUGAGCGCGCGGAGAUUUUUGGCAUCGGCAUCGUGACUGCGAACCACUCGAACCACUUCGGCAUGGCCGCGACUUAUGUCCUCCAAGCCCUGGAUGCCGGCAUGAUAUCCCUCGUCUUCACAAAAUCGGCCAAACAGAUGCCUCCAUUCGGUGGAAAGGACACGCUCCUCGGUAUUUCCCCGUUUGCUGCUGGGGCGCCCAGCAAGGACGAGAUCCCAUACAUCUUGGACAUGGCCCCGUCGGUUGUUGCCAAGGGAAAGAUCAGGAAGGCGGCGAGGCGAGGCGAGAAGAUCCCGCUCGGCUGGGCAUACGACGAGAAUGGAAAGCCAACUGAGGACGCCGAGGCUGCACUCAAUGGCUCCAUGGCCCCCAUCGGCGGACCUAAAGGCUCUGGUAUUGCGAUUCUCAUGGACAUCAUGUCAGGCGUGCUUUCUGGAGCUGAGUUCGGCGGUCAGGUCGGAGACCAGUACAAGGAGGCAAGGCCACAGAAUGUGGGCCACUGCUUCAUUGCCAUCAAGCCUGAUGUCUUUAUCGGCGCGGAGGAGUUCAAGUCGCGCAUGGACACAUUAGUUCAGCGGGUACACGCCGUCACACCAUCCGAGGGUUUCAAGGAAGUGCUGUUUCCGGGCGAGCCUGAGCAUCGCCUUUCCCUUGAGCGGGAAAAACAAGGCAUUCCGUAUGCCGAUGCUGAGAAGAAAAUGUUUGACGAGUUGGCAGAGACGUACGGAGUGCCGGCGAUGGCUCUAUCUGCUACACCGCUUAAUUAA